AUGGCAACUUCGCAACCUAUAAUCUGGGUGCGUCAGUAUGAAUACCACUACCAAGAAAUGAAGAACUCCACGAACCAGGUUGCAACUUGGUUGAAAAGGAACUACGAAGAGAACCACAGAAGACUUCCACCGAGAAACCCGGAAUAUCCUCUCGAUGUGGGCCAAUACAUACAUUGCGCAACCUUUCUCAGAGACUUGCGAAGCCCCGGUAUCGAAUUUCCUCGGGAGUCAACGGCUUCCCUUCACUACGCUAUUUGGGCACGUCUACACAGGGUUGAGAUCGAAUACUCACAGAGGCGCAAUUGGAACAAAGGGCAGAGACGCAAGUUCGAAAGCCAUGUUCACUUCCUCCUAGUACUGAUGGAGGUCCAUGACAUUCUGUUGCAACGAUCGAACCAAGACCCUCUUCGAUACUGCAGAGACUGUGCCGAUCAUGAGCCCAAGCAGCUUGCAAGUGCGAACUUCCCAUGGAGACCGACUGGGCAGUUCCAUCUGAAAUUGAAAUUGACGUUUUCCGUGGCAAGAGCUUUGGCUGCUAGGUUUUUCCGGGCCAAGCAGAGCUAA
Molecule: messenger RNA, 564 nt
Organism: Aspergillus brunneoviolaceus CBS 621.78
Lineage: Eukaryota; Fungi; Ascomycota; Eurotiomycetes; Eurotiales; Aspergillaceae
Exons: 1
Coding region: 1-564 (187 amino acids)
Source: RefSeq, a predicted model, not a curated record